Molecule: messenger RNA, 2264 nt
Organism: Callorhinus ursinus (northern fur seal)
Lineage: Eukaryota; Metazoa; Chordata; Mammalia; Carnivora; Otariidae
Gene: SNX32
Product: sorting nexin 32
Biological process (GO): retrograde transport, endosome to Golgi
Cellular component (GO): endosome
Molecular function (GO): phosphatidylinositol binding
Source: RefSeq, a predicted model, not a curated record
UGGUAGGGUCGCGUGCCUCGGGCGAGUUACCGGGCACGAAGCUGCGGGAGCGCGCGGGCACUGGCCCGCCGCGGAAUACUUGUGUGCUGCAGCCAAGAAGAAGGGUGAUGGAGGGGCGUCAAGAGACUGGGAAGGAGAGCAAGCCCUCCUCCGUAUCAGUGGACCUGCAGGGAGACAGCUCCUUACAGGUGGAGAUCUCUGAUGCAGUGAGCGAGCGGGACAAGGUGAAAUUCACCGUUCAAACCAAGAGCUGCCUCCCUCACUUCGCCCAGACGGAGUUCUCAGUCGUGCGACAGCAUGAGGAGUUCAUCUGGCUCCAUGACGCCUACGUGGAAAAUGAGGAGUACGCCGGCCUCAUCAUCCCCCCAGCCCCUCCAAGGCCAGACUUUGAGGCUUCAAGGGAAAAGCUGCAGAAGUUGGGUGAGGGGGACAGCUCCAUCACGCGGGAAGAGUUUGCCAAAAUGAAGCAGGAGCUGGAAGCGGAGUACCUGGCUAUCUUUAAGAAGACAGUUGCAAUGCAUGAGGUCUUUCUGCAGCGCCUGGCAGCCCACCCUACCCUGCGUCGAGACCACAACUUCUUUGUCUUUUUGGAAUAUGGACAGGAUCUGAGUGUCCGAGGAAAGAACAGGAAGGAGCUUCUUGGGGGUUUUCUGAGGAAUAUUGUGAAGUCUGCAGAUGAAGCCCUUAUCACCAGCAUGUCAGGGCUAAAGGAGGUGGAUGACUUCUUUGAGCAUGAGAGGACCUUCCUGCUGGAGUACCACACCCGCAUCCGGGACGCCUGCCUGCGGGCAGACCGUGUCAUGCACUCCCACAAGUGCCUGGCAGAUGAUUAUAUCCCUAUCUCUGCUGCACUGAAUAGUCUGGGAACACAAGAAGUCAACCAGCUAAAGACGAGUUUCCUCAAAUUGGCAGAACUCUUUGAACGACUAAGGAAGCUGGAGGGCCGAGUGGCAUCUGAUGAGGACCUCAAGCUGUCAGACAUGCUGAGAUACUACAUGCGAGACUCACAGGCAGCCAAGGACCUGCUGUACCGGCGGCUUCGAGCACUGGCUGACUAUGAGAACGCCAACAAAGCACUGGACAAGGCACGCACUAGGAACCGGGAGGUGCGGACUGCUGAGAGCCACCAACAACAGUGCUGCCAACGCUUUGAGCGCCUCUCGGACUCAGCCAAGCAGGAGCUCAUGGAUUUCAAGUCCCGCCGUGUCUCCUCCUUCCGCAAGAACCUCAUAGAGUUGGCAGAGCUGGAGCUCAAACAUGCCAAGGCCAGCACCCUGCUUCUCCGGAACACCCUUGUCGCCCUCAAGGGGGACCCUUAGUGCAGCCAGAGCCUACUUCAGAGCCUUUACUGGCAAAAGUCCCCCAGAUUCCCUACCCCAAGAUACCACCUCCCCAACCACAGCAGCUAUUAGCCAUGCCCCAUGAUCUCCCAGGGCAAGCCCAAGCCCCACUCCCACCCAAAAGUGCCAGGUCCUGCAAGAGGAAGCUAGGGCAACAUGGGUACCAUACUUGGGCCACAGGUAAGAACCCCAACCUAGGGGAGGCCAGGAGCCUGGACCUCCCACCUCUCCUGGAAUCUGAGAGGCUGCCCCCAGCAACCCUCUGCGCCUCCCCACCCCCCCCAAAGUUCGUUUGUCCCCAGCCUGUUCACAAAUAAAAAGCCUGCUUUUGGUAGCAAGGAGGCCUGCUUGUCCUUACUUCCCACAGCUCCAGGACCCACCAGGUACACCUUUACCCAGGGCAUUAUGGACACCGGACACUUGUGCACCACCCGCCGCAGUGUCAAAAAUAACUACUCUUCCUGCUUUCCACUUAGAGAUACUGGCAAGCUCCAAAGAACUAAGGAACCAAGUUUAACAGGCUUUCCCCCAGCCAACAGUUCAGGUUGGGGUGUGUAUGUAAUAAACCCUGCAUUCACACCCUUAGGGUGCGAUUUCUAGGAUACCUUUACCUCCCAGGCAGGCAAAAACCCAAUGUAGAUUGGAGAGAGCCUGCAGCAAUACUGACAAAAGGCUUGGGGCUCUAGCCAACACCCUCUUGGUUAAACACAGGGAGGUGGGACCCAAGACACUCCGGUCUGAAGUCCUGGGCUCCAGCUGGCUUGGCCCCACCCUGGACUCCAGUCACAUCUGCAGAAGGCCAAAGGCUCAUUGGCUUCUGACUCACAGCAGCCACUGGACUCGGCCCUCAUAGAUGAGUCAGACAUCCAUGAAAGAAGGCAGAGAAAAACCAGAAAGAACCCUGAAGACAGAACAGCUCAAGAA